Sitodiplosis mosellana (orange wheat blossom midge) is the source of this 2452-nucleotide messenger RNA. Its product is annotated as zinc finger protein 91-like. Lineage: Eukaryota; Metazoa; Arthropoda; Insecta; Diptera; Cecidomyiidae. Bases 127 to 1407 code for a protein of 426 amino acids. The transcript has a single exon. The record is from RefSeq and is a predicted model, not a curated record. Gene Ontology annotation, cellular component: nucleus. Gene Ontology annotation, biological process: regulation of transcription by RNA polymerase II. Gene Ontology annotation, molecular function: DNA-binding transcription activator activity, RNA polymerase II-specific; RNA polymerase II cis-regulatory region sequence-specific DNA binding.
UUAAAUAUAAAUCGAAUGAAUAUUUGAGUAAAAGAAAGACACAAAGUCGAAAAAAAUUAAGAAUUUCAUCUGAAUCCAUUAGAUGGAGUGAUUUUUGUCGAUAAACAUACUAAAUUCCACCUCAAAAUGUGUUUUACAAUCGAUCAAAUUGAGCGAGCGUGUGGAUUAUUGUUGCUGACCGAAUUCAACCGAUUCGUAUACUGUUGCAAAACUUGCCAUUGUGAAUUUGAGACGGGAUCCAAUUUGGAAGUGCACAUUCUGACGGAGCAUCAGGACUGUAAAGGAGCUGUAUUUGAGAAUGGUGAAAUUUUUGUGGACAGCAUUGAUGCAUCGGUUUAUGAAGCUGGGCCGACGAAAGUAGAAAUUGAGCGAAUCGAUGAAAAUGUUGAAGAAUGGAGUGAAUUAAACGUCAUUGAACCGGAUAAACCGAAUUUCAAUGAAGGGAACAAAGCAAAAUUGCUUGAAUCGAGUGAAGCAUAUGUCGAAGAAUCCAGUAAUGACGACACACCAUUGGCUGAUUUGUUGGGGAAUCACGGUAUCGACAAUGUGAACAGCAGUGAUGAGUCAGCAAAAGCGGGCGAUAAAGUAUCAAUUGUGAAAAAACAAAGAGGACAACCGGUUGGAUGGAGGAAAAGGAGAGAUAGCAACGAAACAUACACACCCGGAACGAAAAAAACAUGCAAAAAACGACCGUCUGUAGCACGGAAUAAGAACAAUGAUGUGGUAAACAAAUAUGGUAUAAAUGACGAUGCGAAACUCCCGAUCAGAAAAACCGGUCGGCCAAUCACCGGUGUAUUCUAUUGUGAAAUGUGCCCGGAUCUGACAUUCAAUGGCAAAAUGAAUCUCACCAGACACAUGCAGCGCUGUCACAUAUCGCAAAAGAAAAAAUGUGAACUAUGCGACAAAGUCAUACGCAAAGGCUACGAAAGACACAUGAAAAAGUUUCAUACCGUUAAACCAGUCCACAAAUGCGAUUUGUGUGGAUUGGUAUUUAAAUUUUCGAAUGGUCUAGCCAUACAUAUUCUCAACCAUAAAAAAGAAAGGCCGUAUUUGUGCGCCACCUGCGGCAUGUCAUUUGUUUCACAUGAAUUAUGUCGCCGACAUGAAACCAGCACACACAGUAAUGUACCAAAAUAUCCAUGUGAACAAUGCGAUCGUGCAUUUCAUCGUCGAUAUCGACUUCGUGAUCAUAUUAAUGCAUUUCACACCAAGCAACGGCCACACAUUUGCGAGAUAUGCGGCAAGGGUUUCAACUCGGCAAGCUAUUUACGUAUUCAUAAAUUGACUCACGGCGAAAAGGCGUUGAAGUGUCGACAUUGUGAUCGAAUGUUUAAACUAGCGGAAAAUCGACACAAACACGAAGUGUCUAUUCAUCAAAUUGCGAAAAUAAAUAGCGGCAACAGGUAGCUGAACAGUAUACUAUGGCGGAGAAAUAGCAACGAUUCAAUGUCAACUGAAAUGGAUGAAGUGUUUGAGGAAAUAGGCGAAGAGAGAUCAAGAGGGAUUAAGAGAGACGAAUAGAGAUGGAAUUGAAAUUGGAGAGUCAUUCGAGACUAAAUUGAUGCAUUUUUUUGCAUACAUUGUAAUAUUCGGUGAGUGCCACUAUAAAAAUAUACACACUCAUCUCGUGCGUGAGACGCAUGGUCACUCAUUUAGUGAGUGAGACGCAUGCGGAUGGGAUGAAGCAAAGCGAAUGGGAAGCGCGCAACUAGUGCAUAGAGUCAAUGGGUACUACGUGUUUGUGUUUGUGUCCGUAUUCUAACGACAGAGUGACGAAUAUAUGCGCGCUAUAUCGUUCGUUCAUAUGGAGUUGCCCGCUCCUCUUUCGUUUUGCUUCAUCUCAACCGCGUGCGUCUCACUCACUAAAUGAGUGACCAUGCGUCUCACGCAUUAGAUGAGUGUGUAUAUUUUUUUUAGUGGCACUCGCCGAAUAUUACAAUGUAUGUUUUUUUGCAAUUUUUUUUUAAACAAAAAUCGAAAUUAACACAAAAUAAUUUCUGCCAAAAAAAAAGUUCGCAAAAUUCAUGCAAAUUGAUCAUAAUUACGUAAAAACAUAGGGGUAUUGCAACGAGCAUAAAAUAUAUGUAUUUCAUCAAGUUUAUCAAGCUCUUUCCAAGAUUAUGCAUAGUGUCGAACUUUUGUUCAAGCUCUACCAUCUAAAUGUACAGUAAAAUAGUUUGCAGGCACGACGUAAAUGAUGGCGUUUUUUCUGGCCGAAAAAGUUGCAAUAUCCCUUUGAGUAAAAAAGUUUUUAAUCCGUUUUCUCUUUCUCUUCUUCUUAUCACAAAUGUUGAAAGAUCAAAUAGAUCAUAUAUCAAAUAUUUUAAGCCUUCAUAUAAGCCAUUAACCAUUAUACAACUUUAAAGAGUCGUUUAAAUCCAUAAAAAAACAAAUUUUUAUUUUAUGUAAAUUGCUCAUCAAGAUUAACGAUCUUCAAUAAAAAAAAAAACAA